This is a messenger RNA of Octopus sinensis (East Asian common octopus), 5344 nucleotides long. Its product is annotated as fibrocystin-L-like. The record is from RefSeq and is a predicted model, not a curated record. Bases 113 to 4327 code for a protein of 1404 amino acids. The transcript has 17 exons. Lineage: Eukaryota; Metazoa; Mollusca; Cephalopoda; Octopoda; Octopodidae.
UUUCUUCUUGUGGUCAGCUCUGGAAACCUGGAAAAAAGCCAAUGAAAUCCUCAACCUCUCGCUCCAAACCAAACUCCCCGAAGAGAACGAAAAUGUAACAAUACCCGCAGGCAUGUGGAUUGUUGUGGACAUUGAUCUACCGAAAUUCAAUACCAUUUUCAUCUACGGCCAGCUGGAGGUCAGUAACAAGUUGAGCGAAGUAACCAUCAGCGCCAACUAUAUCCAUAUUGUUGGUGGACGUUUGAUUGUCGGGUGGGAGAAUGAUCCCUACCCGGGCAAUGCUACCAUUGAACUAAGGGGCUCCCAACAGACACCGCAGUUCGAUGUGAAAUCUGGACCAAAUAUGGGAUCAAAAGUCAUAGGUGUGUUUGGUGGGCUUGACAUGCAUGCACUGAAUCGGAAAGUCCUGUGGACACGCUUGGCUAGCACCGCCAAAAUUGGUACAAAGAAGCUUGUACUGAAGGAAGCAGUCGACUGGAAACCUGGAGAAGAGAUUGUUCUUUCAUCUACGGACUACAAUGCCUGGGAAACGGAAACUUUCAGAAUUCAAUCGGUUUCAGCAGAUGGCACCCAACUGACCCUCAAUGCCACUGUGGCCCAUCAGCAUAUUGUCCACCAAGAGACCAUCAACAAGAACCAAAUCGAGAUCGCAGCUGAAGUCGGCCUCUUCACUCGUAACAUCAAGGUGAUCGGCAAAGACUACAACAACCUCUACAAGGAAAUGUUUGGCGCCAGGAUCAUUGUUGGAGUGACACAAACAGAACAAGACAAAGUAUAUGUCGGUUACAUGCGACUUAGCAACAUUGAGUUCUAUCACUCAGGCCAAUAUGGUUGGACCGGCAAGAAUGACCCACGUUACUCGGUGGCUUUCCAUAAUUUAGGCACAAUAGACCAUAGACUACGUCCUACAUACGUGAGAAAGUGUGCGUUCCAUAAUGGCUUCUCCACUGCCAUCGGAAUUUACAACAGCCACAAGGUUCCUAUAGAAAACAACAUUAUUCACCACACAAUCGGAUCAGGAAUUAUUUCCAAUUCUGACAACACGACACUAUUAAGGAACUUGGUAGCACUAGUGAUAUGUCCAGAUGUCUACAUACGGGGGCGGAACUUCAAAGGCGGGAUCAAAUGGCCGGCUGGCAUUGAAGCAAUCCGAGUAGAAGGACUCGAUUUACGACGUAACGUUGUGGCCGGCAGCCAACGCAUUGGGUACCGAAUGAACGGAGAAUACUGUAGAGAAGUUUCUAGCUGGACGGACAACAUCGUGAGAGGUGCUUUGCUUGGAAUUGCAGUUUUUGAUUUCGAUGUCAGCCCCAAGAAAACCGAGUGUGUUAAAUAUACUGGCUUCCAUGUUUCCCAUUGUACAGAUGUGGGCCUGUAUCAUAAUAACGAACCAGGAUUUAUACUUGAGAACAGCAUUUUUAUCGAGAACGCUUUGGGUGUGUUUCCAUUUGUGAUUGGUCCGCCAUCUUUGACCCAUCAGACCAGUUCCAAAGCAGUGGUCAUCAGAAAUUCAACCUUUGUUGGCCUUACCUCUUCGUACGACUGCUCCAUUGACCGUCUCAGCAAAGAUGACCCCAACAUUGCCUAUAGCAGCCUGUCUCGCUCCAACACAGAUGGUUGGACAGUAGGAAUUGAUUGGCUAACGCGUACAUCAGGUUCCAACAGAGCCCCUGAUAAGCCAUUCAUUAAUAUUAUGGCCUACCCUACCAUCUCUGGAGUGAUGAAGAUCCACGAUGUGGUGUUUGCACAUUUCAACAGCCGAUGUGGUAACAAGAUGAAGACAGUUGUGCUAAAAUCUGCAUCCAAUGAAGAUGGUCAACAUCCGGUGUAUAUACAGAAAAUCAGUGAAGUUGACGUCGACCAUGACAGUAAGGUUUACAUCCGGAGACCAAACGUUAAAAAAAUCAACUCAGCGGAUUGUGUGGACAUGGACUGCGAUGGCCAAAAGAAAGUGUUGCUCGUGGACACCGACGGAAGUUUUAUUAAGGGCGACCCCCCGGUCAGUGUGUUCUCUGAGUCAGAGUGGGAGUGGGGUGGGGACAAGCGGCGAGGGCUCGGCGACUACCGGAUCCCAAAAGUAGCCAGGGCGUAUCCAAACGGCUCCAAAAUGGCAAUUGAGGAAUUAGCAACAGGAAGAGGAAUUGUUCGAAACUCCAACUGCGUGCUCCAAAACCAGUGGCAGGCUUACCAAUGCAACAACAGUGAAUACGCCAUGAUGAUAAUCGAAAGUUUGGACGAGGACACAGAGACGCGACGACUUUCGCCAGUUGCCAUCGUCGGUAACAAAUACAUAGACUUGAUCAACGGUCCGCAGGAUCACGGCUGGUGUUCAGGUUAUACGUGCCGCAAGAGAAUUUCUACUUUCAUGGCCAUCGUUGACCCCACCUACCCAUUUGAUAUUUAUUUUUCAAGCACCACCCCGCAGAAACUCCGUCUCCGUUUACUAAACACCGACAAGAAGAUCUCAGUAUCAGUCUACUACCAAUUUCCAAAUAGACAAGAUGUCUUCGAUUACACAAAUACUUUUAUUCUACCGAAAAACGCUUACAUGGACAAUGACGAGAUGAAAUACAAGACGGUGAAAGAGUCAAACCGAAAGGCUUUUCUACCGACCACUGCUGAUGCAGUGGCCACAAAUUUCUUUGACCGUUUGGAACAGAAAGUCUAUGUCAUAGUUGAAGGAGGGAAACCGGUAGAUAUUCGUGUCAACCCGAUUGUAGUUGUUACAUUCUCUUUCGGGGGAGUAAGUGAGAGCGAAUUCUUUGGAGAAAAUCUGGUCAGAAACUUGGCACUUUUCCUCGGUAUUUCCGCUAGUAAGGUGAGAAUUGUAGAUAUUGUGAAAGAAGGUACAGCCAGACGUAAGAAACGGGCUGUGUCCGGGGUGAAGGUCACCACGGAGAUCGGGGAUCAGCCGUCCAGUGAGAGUAAUGUUACAAACUCCAGUGUUCCCACCAACAGUUCUUUGUCGUCUCAAAGUUUGCAGAACAUCUCGUCGCAGUUAGUGAACAGCCGACAGUUGAGAUCUUUGGAUCAGCACCUUAAUUACCAAAUAGUCAGCAUGGCGAUGACCCCUCCUGUGGUUCCAGUCACUGACCCUAACUGGAGCAAGACGCAACAGACGAACUCUACUUACGCAGUCAAGGUACCAGACAUAAUGAAGCUGGUUAUUAGCCCGAAGGUGUCCUACGAAGGUGGGGUAUUUAAUCAGGGGCCAUGCCUUCAAUUCUUAGAUACCUCGGGUAACCCAUUAAACAUCCUUGGAACUCUCGAAAAUCCAUGGCGCAUUUCGGCCACUUUAGUAAAGGGCAAAGGUAGCCACGCCAACGCUGUCCUAUCGGGAACGACCGAAGUUUCGCUGUAUGAUGGCUGGGCCAACUUUACAAAUAUUGCUAUAUCUCACAAAGGCUCUGACUAUGGCCUUACAUUCCAAGUUAGUUAUCCCUCUGAUGCUGGAAAAUUCGCUGCCAAAGUAGAACCAUCACUAAUCGUGCCAAAACGGCCACUUUCAUUGAUGAUAACACCAUCACAGUUUGUUGCAGGGAAGAGUAAAAACUUGAAUAUAAUUCUCAUCGACAUCAUCACGAAGCUGACGAUCCCUAAUAUAAAAUGGAGGAAACACAAGUGGCAGGUGAAAGCUGUACUGGUAAAGCCAUACCUGUACUAUGGUUCCGUGUACAACAUCGAUACAGAAGUGAAAGAGGACACAGUCAACAACCAGUUGGUUUUCAACGAUAUAAUGUUUACAAAACCAGGCGUCUACAUCAUCCAACUGACCACCACGUCGACACCGAAUGAAUACACGAUCGUUGCCGAGGAAGAAAUUCGAGUGAAGCAGUCGCACGUUCUGGUGUUUAGCGACCCCGUGUCAAGUUCAAUUAAGAUACUCGUUGACAUCGACUACAACAAGGUUGGGUCAACCAACGAAAAGUAUUUCCGAGUGUUAAUGGAAAACUACUUAAUCUAUAAGUACCCAAAGGUCACUUUUCCAGAGGUACUGGUGUCCGAAUCGGAAAAUAAUAUGAUGGAUGUCUUCGUCAAGUUAUACGGUAACAUCAACGAGGUAUCAGCGGCAUCAAAGAUGAUCUGUGACAUGGCCAAGGAACAGCAAAAGAUCACAUUCAACUCACACCAGGCCUACAUUAUUUUUAGCAUACAAGUGAAUGGGACACGAUUUCUUGGUUCAUCUUGUGGAUCAAAGGAUGGUAAAGUUACGAAGACCAAGACGUUUCCUUUAGAGAUCGUCGUUGGAGUGUCAGUGGCCGUCACCCUCCUGCUUGCUGGCGCCAUCUUCUUUCUUUUGCUGAAAUUCCAAGUGAUUCCCAAAUAAAGAUUUGGAAAGUAAAUAAUGACCUGUCAGUGCCCAAUGGUCAAUGUCUGAUGUUUGAUGUCUUGUAUUUUUACGUCUAAUGUUUUUUGCCUGAAGAUUGUUUCAUGUUUUGGUAGUCUCAUCUAUGAUGGCUUACUCAAUACCUGAUGUCUGAUGUAUUGUUACAUUAAAUAAUCUCCUUAAUGUUUUUUAUGCCUGAUGGUUAAUGUUGAUGUUUAAUGGUUAAUCAUUUAUGUCUGAUGGUUGAUGUUAACACCUGAUGUCUCUGAAUGCUUGAAAUGUAAUAUUCAAUACAUGUCCUUUCUCUGAUAAAUACCUGAUGACAAGUAAAUGUUUCCUGUUUGAUCAACACAGAGAGAACAUCUCUUUUCCAUAUCUUCUUUAAUUAUUUCAAAUAUCUCAUAUAUCUCCCAAACCACUUAUGAAUUGCUACAAAUUUCUCACCUCCCUUACGCCCUCCUCCCAUUUCAUACGUCCUUCCACGUCUAUAAAUUGCUACAAAAUUACCAUGACCAUCCACCCCCCAUAAACUGCUAUGAAUGAAUAGUGUUCUUUUCAUAAACUGCUGCACAUGUCUCCUGAAGAUCUGCAAUAGGAAAUUCCACAUACAUAUAUAUAUAUUAUGUAUGUGUGUAUGUUAAUACAUGUGUGAAUGUAUGUAAGUGUUUAUAUAUAUAUAUAUACCUGAAUCACAACUAUGUAUGCAAUCGAUUGGACCACAUGGGUACUUGACGCUCGUGAGGGUCCAAUAAAUUGUAUCGAAGACAAAUGCUGCUGAUGACUUAUAGAUAAAUAUGUGAGUAUAAUUGCAUAUUAUAUUGAUUAUAUUGAUAAAGAAACAAUUGUUCAGCAUUAAUCUAUCUUUUCGUUGUGUUUCACUUUCCUUACAUUGAGGGUAAUGUUAUUUCUUUGUGGAAACAACUUCGGUGGCUAUACCAGAAUAAGGAGCUAUUUUUAGCACUAGAGUUAACCACUUAACAGUAACUCUCUUAUAUUUAUGUAUAUAUAUAUAUAUAU